Molecule: messenger RNA, 3530 nt
Organism: Cololabis saira (Pacific saury)
Lineage: Eukaryota; Metazoa; Chordata; Actinopteri; Beloniformes; Belonidae
Gene: ldb1b
Product: LIM-domain binding 1b
Exons: 11
Coding region: 384-1622 (412 amino acids)
Biological process (GO): negative regulation of transcription by RNA polymerase II; positive regulation of transcription by RNA polymerase II; nervous system development
Cellular component (GO): nucleus; transcription regulator complex
Molecular function (GO): LIM domain binding
Source: RefSeq, a predicted model, not a curated record
CUACAACACACAGACACUCGCACACAAACACGCUGACACACACUCGCUUACAGUGUACGGCUACAACUAAGAGAAUCUGAUCCUUUGUGUGUGUGUGUGUGUGUGAGUGAGUGAGUGAGUGUGUGAGUGUGCUCUUUUUUUAACCUUUUCUUCCCCUCUUUCGCUCCUUUCCUCUCGUCGUCACUGCCUCCCUCUCCCUGCCUCCUCUCUAUUUGCUCCUUUUCGGUGCGUGUCUGUGUGUGUGAACAGUGGGGAUAACAGACGCUCAUGUGAGCAGCCUCAGUGGCGGCAGCUCUGACCGGUCAGAGAGGAGAGAGGCAGAGAGCAGGGAUAACAGAGCCACCACCAUCAUUCUGAUCGGAUUCAUACAGACAUGUGAGAAGAUGUCCGUGGGCGGCUGCGCGUGUCCCGGCUGUUCCUCCAAAUCAUUCAAGCUGUACUCUCCCAAGGAGCCCCCGAACGGUAGCACUUUUCCCCCUUUCCACCCCGGCACCAUGCUGGACAGAGACGUGGGUCCCACUCCAAUGUAUCCGCCCACAUACCUGGAACCCGGAAUAGGGAGGCACACGCCAUAUGGCAACCAGACAGACUACAGAAUAUUUGAGCUCAACAAACGGCUACAGAAUUGGACAGAGGAAUGUGACAACCUGUGGUGGGAUGCAUUUACUACGGAGUUCUUUGAGGAUGAUGCUAUGUUAACCAUCACUUUCUGUCUGGAAGAUGGGCCCAAACGCUACACGAUUGGCCGGACGUUAAUUCCGAGGUACUUCCGGAGUAUAUUUGAGGGCGGAGCUACUGAACUGUACUAUGUGCUGAAGCAUCCCAAGGAAUCCUUCCACAACAACUUUGUGUCCCUCGACUGUGAUCAGUGCACCAUGGUGACUCAGAAUGGAAAGCCCAUGUUCACACAGGUGUGUGUAGAGGGUCGCUUGUACCUGGAGUUCAUGUUUGAUGACAUGAUGAGGAUAAAGACGUGGCACUUCAGCAUCAGACAACACAGAGAACUGAUCCCUCGCAGCAUAUUGGCCAUGCACGCCCAAGACCCACAGAUGCUGGACCAGCUGUCCAAAAACAUAACAAGAUGUGGUUUAUCGAACUCCACCCUCAACUACCUCCGACUGUGUGUGAUUCUGGAGCCCAUGCAGGAGCUUAUGUCCAGACACAAGACGUACAGCCUCAGUCCCAGAGACUGCCUCAAGACAUGCCUCUUCCAGAAAUGGCAGAGGAUGGUGGCACCACCUGCUGAGCCAUCAAGACAGCCCCCUAACAAACGCCGGAAGCGCAAGAUGUCCGGUGGCAGCACCAUCAGCGGAGGAGGGGGUGGAAAUAACAAUAACAACAACAAAAAGAAGAGUCCUGGUAGUGGCUUUCCUCUGUCCAGCCAAGUUCCAGAUGUGAUGGUAGUGGGAGAGCCCACUCUCAUGGGUGGGGAGUUUGGCGACGAGGAUGAGCGUCUGAUCACACGGCUGGAGAACACGCAGUUCGAUGCGGCAAAUGGCAUUGACGACGAGGACAGUUUCAACAACUCUCCCGCACUAGGCUCCAACUCGCCCUGGAACAACAAGGCCCCCUCCAGCCAGGAGAGCAAGAGUGACAACCCCACUUCACAGGCAUCGCAGUAGAGCCCAGAGGCCCGCAACCUUUACACAAAUCCCUCCCUGUCACUCCUCAGCCCCCAUCCCACCCCUGUAGCCAUGACUGCAAUUGAAACAGUCCAUCUUCUGAUUUACAAACCAAACACUGCUGUAGCGCUCAGAUUCACUUAGAAAAGGCCUGAGAGAGCUCAGUAAGUCCUCCAACUAAGACAGAGGAUCUCCUCCCCCCCCAGUGCUGUCACUUUCCAAUAUUUAGGCACUGUGUCCCAGCACUGUUUGACUUUUCCUCAAGUUGUACACAAUAUGUCCCAUCUGCUGAUGCUUAUUUUCAGUUUGGACGGCAAUUGGGUUGAUGUGACCGAGAAGAAGCCAGGGAUUGAAUCCAGGGGAAAACUAAGUACACUAAUCUGUCCACACUGAAGGUUUACAUGUAGGAAUGGGGGGUGGAGGGGAUGACGGCCGCAGGGCUUCAACAUUUUUGGCGAGUUGCAUAGGGACUACUCGACCACCCAUUAUCCAAACAAAGCUCUCGAUUGUGGUCUGCUCUGCUUAUGCACAAGUCACUCAUGUUUGUUAAUAAAGUAUAUGUGAGUGCGUGAAUGUGUGAGAUUUGUAAGGCGAGAGGUGUGGCAGUGUGAGUUUCAAGUGUGGCUUUGCUGAAGCAGACAGAAUUUCAAUAAAAACAAAACAUUAACACAUUACGGCUGUUUUGUGGCACUAGGGAAACACUACACACGUAUGUAUAUUCACACACACAAACACACACACACACACACUUGCAUAAACAACAUAAUUGAAGGAUUUUCCAGUGUCCUGGUGCCCGGGCCACCUCUGAUUAGACUACAGUGAAUGCAGUCUUUUGAAAUGGAGAGCAUUUACAACACAUGCACAUACAGUUACACAUUUUAAGAGUUUUUAUACAGUAUAUAUUUCCCUAGAAUGUUUUUUAAUUUGUAUUAAACACCUUCAUUUCAAUUGUUACUUUUUUAUUUUCUACCAAUACUGAAAAGCUACAGACCAAGGAGCAAUGCAGGACUUUUAUCCCUCCCCCCUCUAAAGUAUAUUGUUUUUAUCUUUUCUGUUUAUAAAAGAGAAAUAAUUUUAGUGUGGAUGUUUUUAUUUUGUCUUUUAUUUUUCUUUUGAAGAAAUUUUGUGUAUUUGUGCUUGUAUAUUUAAGGUAGUAGCAAAGUUUUGUCUGACUGUAAUAAAAAUGUAUUCUUACUUACAUUUACCUAAAGCCAUCCCGAUCUAAUGUAAAGAAACAAAAAUAGGAAAAAGGAGAAAAACACUCAUGAACUUGUCCCCUGUCCCCUUCCACCUGCUGUCUUUCCUCCUUCCUCCUUUUUUAAGACUUGUGUAAAUUACAAACCCCCGAGGGUACAAUGGCACCAUGCAAAGAUGAUUUCACCAUUUCUUUUUGUUUUCCUUUUUAAUUUAUUUUGGAAUUUUCCAAAAUGUAUUUCAUCUUUGUUGAAAGUUAUUUUUCACAUAACAUUAAUCACCUUUUUUUUUCUGUAAUUCAUCUUGAUGUCAAGUGAAUGUGCUCAAUGAUGUUUAGUUGCCCAAUAACUUUCAUAUUUCAUCACUGUUGAGAUUUUUUUUUUAAAUUAGUUUCUGUCCAGACUGCCUUUAUUUGUAUUGUCUUGUUUAUAACCAUCAGUCACGCGCCAGCUUAACAUUUAGUUCAGAUUACAUAUUUGGUAGCACUGCUGAGUCUGUAGAUUUUAAUGAACAGCUGUUAUUGGUUUGUACAUUUCCAUGGUUUGAGUUGAUCUCCAGCAGCAUUUAUGAAUGAGUUUGAAUGGUGGUUUGUACCUUCUCCAAACCCUGUAGAGAAAUCAUUGUUUGAUAUAUAUUUUUUUGAUUUGGUUAGUUUCUGCCCUUAAUAAUUAAUGUAUGGUACCAAUAAAAUGAUACAUUUUCACUUUAAGAUAA